This is a messenger RNA of Belonocnema kinseyi, 2762 nucleotides long. Its product is annotated as sodium-independent sulfate anion transporter. NCBI's taxonomy places the organism in Eukaryota, Metazoa, Arthropoda, Insecta, Hymenoptera, Cynipidae. Bases 181 to 2088 code for a protein of 635 amino acids. Gene Ontology annotation, molecular function: sulfate transmembrane transporter activity. Gene Ontology annotation, cellular component: membrane. The record is from RefSeq and is a predicted model, not a curated record. Gene Ontology annotation, biological process: transmembrane transport. The transcript has 9 exons.
GAUUCUGUUUAUAGCAGAAAGGAAUUUCCGGAGGAGAGAAAAAGGUUUCGAGUGUUAUUUUUUUUUGCUGAAGAAUUAAAAUGAUUCGCAGAAUAUUUUUCUACGAUUUAUCUACCAGGAGAAAUUGAGAAUUUGAGGAUUUUAUGUGAAAAACUACCACUGAAAUAUUAAUCAUUGAGGAUGUCGGUAGUGAAACCAAAUCGUUGGAGAAUAAGGAGAGAUGGCAACUGGAUAAGCAAAUUCGUAAAAAAACGAAUACCAAUUGUCUCUUGGCUUCCAAAGUAUGAUUCGGAUAAAUUUUUUAACGAUGCAAUUGCUGGUAUUACAGUUGGACUGACAGUAAUGCCCCAAGGGCUUGCAUAUGCAACACUGGCAGGUUUGGAACCACAGUAUGGACUCUAUUCGGCAUUCAUAGGCGCCAUAGUUUACGUUUUCUUUGGAUCCUGCAAAGACAUAACAAUUGGUCCCACAGCUUUGAUGUCACUCAUGACCCAUGAAUACGUGCGAGGUCGAAGUGUGGACUUCGCAAUCCUCCUCGCUUUUUUAUCAGGUUGCAUGCAACUGAUGAUGGGCUUCUUGAGACUAGGAGUGCUCGUCGACUUUAUAUCGGUUCCCGUGACGGUAGGCUUCACAUCAGCAACAUCAGUGAUCAUCGUAGUCUCGCAAUUAAAAGGGCUCCUAGGCCUCAAGAUUUCAUCCUCAGGUUUCAUGGACACCUUAAAAGCUGUCUUUGAGAACAUCGGAAACACCAGUCUCUGGGACACCGCCAUGAGCUUCACCUGCAUCAUCAUCCUCCUCAUAUUCAGAAAAAUGAAAGACAUCAAACUCUGCGGCGAAGGCGAGAAGCCGACGAAGCGACAGCUCGUAAUGAUGAAAAUCAUCUGGCUACUCUCGACCGCCAGAAAUGCGAUUGUCGUCGUCAUAUGCUCAGUAAUUGCCUACAAGAUGGAAUCUUUGAAUAAUUCGCCCUUCAUUCUCACCGGCCCCGUCAGAUCAGGUCUUCCGGAAAUUCGCCUGCCACCUUUUUCCACCCAGGUGAACAACCGCACCCUGAAUUUUGUGGAAAUGUGUUCCGAGCUCGGACCUGCAAUCGUUCUCGUUCCGAUUAUCGGUGUUCUGGGCAAUGUUGCCAUCGCAAAAGCUUUCGCCAGUGGCAAUAAUGUGGACGCGACUCAAGAACUUUUAACGCUGGGCAUUUGCAACGUUCUCGGAUCUUGCGCGAGUUCAAUGCCUGUCACGGGAUCCUUCAGCAGAUCGGCCGUCAAUCAUGCGAGUGGUGUCAAGACGCCGAUGGGAGGACUUUACACGGGAGUGCUCAUUCUUCUGGCUCUGACGCUGCUCACUCCAUAUUUUUAUUUCAUUCCCAAAGCGUCGCUCGCAGCCGUUAUUAUUUGCGCUGUGAUUUACAUGAUUGAAUACGAGGUUGUAAAGCUCAUGUGGAGGUCUAGCAAAAAGGAUCUAAUUCCAACUUUUGCCACUUUUCUCUUCUGUUUGAUUAUCGGCGUCGAGUAUGGAAUUUUGAUUGGCGUCGCGAUCAACAUCAUGUUUUUACUGUAUCCUUCGGCAAGACCGAAAAUACACGUGGAAAAAUGUCUGACUGAGUCUGGUUCCGAGUAUCUGUUAGUCACACCAGGCAACAGUCUUUAUUUUCCGGCAAUUGACUUUAUUAAACAAUCUGUGGGUCAUGCGGGAAUAAAGCAAGGAUCUAGUCACAUACCAGUUGUUGUCGAUUGCCGGCACGUUUUAGGCGCAGACUUCACUGCAGCCAAAGGAAUUGCUGCCUUGAUUAAUGAGUUCAACAGUAGAAAGCAGGGUCUAUACUUUUACAAUCCGCGUUCCGAUGUCGUCGCAGUUCUACGAGGAGCUUGCGGCGAAGAAUUUCAACAUGUGUCAACUGAAGAUGAAUUGUCGUAUUUAUUAAAUACAAGUCGAGACAAAAAUUCGCAGCAACUUGUGGACCUCAAUCGCGAUAAAAUGUACGAUUCCUUCGCGACGAAUAAUCCUGAACUGACUCAUCGAGGAAAUUACGUAUCCGUCCAUGAAUUGAGCGAGGUGAAGUCGACGCUUCUCCAUGCAUCGGGUAGUUGAAAGUUUUUCUAUAAAGCUCUCUGAUUUUGGGUACAAAUUCUUUUAACUUCUCUGGCGAAUCUUUUUAUAGAUACAUAUAUUAGUACCUACUCUCAUUUUUUCGCAAUUAUCUUCCUACUGUACUGUAGGGCUUGCGACCAAAAAUUGCGUCAACAGAUUUACAUUUUACAUGUAUUUGAAGCCUUUCGUUGUAGAUGUAGUAUUUCCGUACGUAUAGCGCAUACGUAUAACAUGCUCUUACGUCUGAAAAGGAGAGAGAAAGAUUUCUUUUUCAUAUUUCUACUGAAUCGUAGAUUUAUCAGUAGAGCAAUCAAUUUACAACAAGAUCGACGCAAAAUAUAUAAUUAUUAUGCCAUUUAAGCAGGAUAAAUAAGGUUCCGUUCAUAAACUACGUUAUCAGUUUUGGGAAUCUUCAAUCAAGAAAGAAGAUUUUAACAAAACAAUUGAAUUUUGGAUAAUUUAAAAAAAUAGUUGAAUUUUUAUCAAAUAAUUAAAUUUUCAGCAAAAGAGUUAAGAUUCUAUGCUAAAAAGUAGAAUGUGUUAUAAAAAAUCGGGCAUAACAUCAUAACAUUUCUAAAAGAAGAAUUUUCAACAAAAGAGUUGAAUAUUUAAUUUAGAGAGAUAAUUUUUCUAUAAAACAGUUCAAUUUUCAACCCGAUAGUUGAAUCUUUAAC